Hydra vulgaris (swiftwater hydra) is the source of this 1432-nucleotide messenger RNA. Its product is annotated as myosin-2 heavy chain. The record is from RefSeq and is a predicted model, not a curated record. NCBI's taxonomy places the organism in Eukaryota, Metazoa, Cnidaria, Hydrozoa, Anthoathecata, Hydridae.
UUAUUCUUAAAAAAAAAGUUUUUUUAAAGAUGGCAGAGAACUUUUUAAUAGGACAAAAUGUAAACGUUGAAACCGCUACCUUUAGUGAUGCAAUUUAUAUUCAGGCCCGUAAUUAUCUUGAAACGUUACUUGCAAAUACAAAAGACUACAACGCAGUGCUAGAAGAGAAACUUCAAUCCCAUCGGUCUCUGUGCGAAAAAGAGACUGAAGAACACAAGUGUUUAGAGGAAAAUGAAGUUAAACCUAUAUCAACACUAAACAUUAAAACCUCGGAAAAAGAACAAGAAGUUAAUGAACUUAAAGAGACAAAACAAACGAAACGUCAUGCCGUCAAUCGCGAUAAAACGACUGAUGAAAAAAUUAAAACGUAUGAACUAAGAACUGAACAACAUCAUAGAGAAGUGUUGAUGCUAAAGAAUAGAUUGAAACAGUAUCAAAAAAAACUGAAGGAAAAAGAGUGUGAAGAAUCUCGCAUAAAAAUGAUAUUCGAUAAAGAAAGGCAAUCUUUUUUACUAGAUAAAUCGAAUUUAAAAAAUCAGAUAGAUCAAUUAUCAUAUCGCUUACAACACGAGCAAGAGAUGCGAUCACAUUUUGAAAAGAUCAAUCAAGAACAGUCAUUAGAUAUCAUAAACUUGAAGUCAGCGGUAAAGGUUCACCUUAAUGAUAAAGAAAGAUUGGAAAAAUUACUUCUAGAAAAUGAGCAACAAGUUGAUAAAAUAAAGGAGUAUUAUGAACGUCAUUACAUUCUGAAAGAAAAAGUAGAAGAAUACCAAAGAGAUCUGGAGACUAAAGCUCGACUUGAUGUAAAUAAAAAGUUACAAGAAGUUAAUCUACAUCUUGAAGAACAAUCACUUGCAAGAGAGGCGUUUGAAAAAAUAAGAACAGAGAAAGAAAUUAAAGCAAGAAAGGAAAUGGAAGAAACAAUAUCUCAAUUAAAAAUGGAAAUUAGUUCGCUGAAAACCAACUUAUUUGAAGAUUUAUCUAAAAAAGACACAUCUGAAAUCCAAGCACAACGGUUCCAGACUCUGUUUAAAGACGAGAGAAAUUUUAACGACAAAAUGAAUGAUAAAUUAAAAAAAACCAACAACCUCCUAGACAUAGAACGUAGCCGCACCAAUACUUUAUUUGAAGAUUCGAUGUCCAAAAUAUCAAAAAAGUUGUUUGAAGAUCCAACAAAUGAAUACAAAUAUUCUACCGCAAAUCGCAAACAAUUUAGUAAAAACUCUAGACAAAAUCUCUGGAGCACACUUAUGGAAUCUUCUACAUACGGAAAAUCCGCAGAGAGAAAUUACAAAGAACUUUUUGAAAGAAGUAACUUACUAAGCUGAUACUUUUUGGAUUGUAAUCGAAAUAAGCACUUUUUUAAAAUUUAUUAUAUUUGGAAAAAGAAAUACUUGUAUUUUUAUAUUGUACUUGAAUCUUUUAUGAAACU